Cotesia congregata is the source of this 300-nucleotide messenger RNA. Lineage: Eukaryota; Metazoa; Arthropoda; Insecta; Hymenoptera; Braconidae. The record is from the annotation of a GenBank genome assembly.
AUGAGAAAACGACUUUGCGCCUUGGUGCCAAUCGUUUGGUCUCGGGCAAUGAUAAAGAAAAGUUAUCUUGAUCUACCAACGGAUACUGACGAUUAUCAUUUAAUAACUGAUUCUGAUAAAUUCAAAUUUGAUCAAUUAUGUCUGUAUCUCCAACAUCGCAGAAAAAUUUCAUAUCAUAGAGGAGGAGCUGAUGAUCAGGAAUUAAAUUCCAAAACCUGGUUGGCUCGAAGAUGCACCGAAUUACGAUCUGAAUGGAAAAGGAAAUUACAAAACACGGCUAAACCUAACUCAAGAAGUUAA